Messenger RNA from Cetraspora pellucida, 324 nucleotides. The record is from the annotation of a GenBank genome assembly. NCBI's taxonomy places the organism in Eukaryota, Fungi, Glomeromycota, Glomeromycetes, Diversisporales, Gigasporaceae.
AUGGAACAGCCUUCGCGAAUAGAAUAUCUGAAAAGAGGCGCACUAAUGGGUGGUGCUGUUGGUGUCUGUCUUGGUUUUGCGUUUGGCACAUAUCAUAUCCUCCGAUUUGGUCCAAGUCAAGGAGGCUACCUCUCUACACUCAGUCGAUAUAUGAUCUCUUCUGCAGGUUCUUUUGCAUUAUUUAUGGGAAUCGGAUCUUUUAUUCGAUCCGAGCCGUCUAAAAAUAUGAUGCUAAAGCAAUAUCUAGAACAGCAUCGUUCACAUGGCUUUGCAAAUCUUCCAGUUGAGGUUCUAGAAAGAAAGAGAUGGGAUCGAAAAUUUUAG